Messenger RNA from Prunus armeniaca (apricot), 228 nucleotides. The record is from the annotation of a GenBank genome assembly. Lineage: Eukaryota; Viridiplantae; Streptophyta; Magnoliopsida; Rosales; Rosaceae.
AUGAUUAACAUAAUCCUAGCCGACUAUGAGGAAACUGGGCUGACCAGCAAGGAAAAGAAGAGGAAGAUCAAACAGGCCACUAUGAUUUCCCAAGUCUCGGCUGACCUUCCGCUAGCAGAAGAUGAUCCUGUAAUCGGCUUCCAAAAGAAAGAUCUGAUCAGUCUCGACAUGCCACAUAACGAUGCCCUUGUUAUCAGCAUUCAAAUCGCCCAGGCCAUGGUCGAUUGA